GAAUUGUGCCGCACUUGCGUUUUGUAACCGGAGGCGAAUUGAGAGGUACGUCGCUGUGUUGCUUGCCAGAAACGUUCUGCCGCGAUGCCUGAGCCAGCCAAGUCCGCUCCUGCUGCGAAGAAAGGCUCCAAGAAAGCCGUCACCAAGACCCAGAAGAAGGGCGACAAGAAGCGCCGCAAGAGCAGGAAGGAGAGCUACUCCAUCUACGUGUACAAAGUCCUCAAACAGGUUCACCCCGACACCGGCAUCUCCUCCAAGGCGAUGGGCAUCAUGAACUCCUUCGUGAAUGACAUCUUCGAGCGCAUCGCCGGGGAGGCUUCCCGUCUGGCGCAUUACAACAAGCGCUCCACCAUCACCUCCCGGGAGAUCCAGACGGCCGUGCGCCUCCUGCUGCCCGGAGAGCUGGCCAAGCACGCCGUCUCGGAGGGCACCAAGGCCGUCACCAAGUACACCAGCUCCAAGUAAGAGGACUGUCGCUUCGCAAGGAGAUCGAGAACCACAAAAGGCUCUUUUAAGAGCCACCCACCCUUUCCUGAAAAAAGCUGCAAGGACUGUAUUCUGCCUCAUCCAUUAAGUUACAGUGCUUACCUGGCGGAAGUUAUCAAAACAACUUUUCUUUUCGUUUUUAAGAAGCUUUUCAGAAUACAGCGUUUAACGUUUCAUGUGUUUUCAGGUUGGGGUCUCGUCCUCCCCACACUCCUAAGAUAGGCUUUUCUUCACCAUAAAGCAGUUUUUUUAUUUAAUUGAUAUAGUGUGGCUUUAAUUGCAAUAAAAAUAUUCUUGAUUUUA
Messenger RNA from Sphaerodactylus townsendi, 789 nucleotides. Its product is annotated as histone H2B 5-like. Gene Ontology annotation, molecular function: protein heterodimerization activity; structural constituent of chromatin; DNA binding. The record is from RefSeq and is a predicted model, not a curated record. Lineage: Eukaryota; Metazoa; Chordata; Lepidosauria; Squamata; Sphaerodactylidae. Gene Ontology annotation, cellular component: nucleosome. The transcript has a single exon. Bases 85 to 465 code for a protein of 126 amino acids.